Messenger RNA from Podarcis lilfordi (Lilford's wall lizard), 15337 nucleotides. The record is from the annotation of a GenBank genome assembly. NCBI's taxonomy places the organism in Eukaryota, Metazoa, Chordata, Lepidosauria, Squamata, Lacertidae.
GGCUGGUGAGUGGGAGGGGCCUAAGGUACGGCGGCCGCGGAAGCCCAAGAAUCCCCUUCGGUCGAGCCGGGCGAGUCUGAAUGGGGUCGAUGAAGGAGCACGGUAGCGGCGGGGACGCGCCGGAGUCGCGCGAAAGGAGGCCCGUCUUCACCCUGGACGAAGUGGCGAAGCGAAACACCGACAAGGAGACCUGGCUGGUCAUCAGCGGGCGCGUCUAUGACGUAACCCGCUUCCUCAGCGAGGUGGCUAUGCUACUUUAUGCAAAUGAGGCCCCCCCACCCUCAGGAGGGGACUGUUUUCCGCGAUACGGGAGCGGGGGCUUGUGGGUGGAUCCAUUCCCGCCCAGGGACUUCCUGGGAGCAAGGAGGGAGAUGCGGGGCCUUGCUGAGGUCAUGAAGGCCCCAACCAGGCCUGGAGGGGCCGAAAGGGGAGACCCCAGCUGGCCUCUGCCGGACGGGGUGAGGGGGCUGGAAAAGGCUGGCCUGCAGGCUAAACAUGGCGGGGUGGUGAUGGUUGGGAUGGCUAGGCCCCCGACGGAGCCUCUUCCAGCCUCCUGGACUUUCAACUGCAAGCGGCCUGUAAAUUGGGAAAGGCAGAACACAACGUCAUAAAGUCCAGGCUAACUUCUUCCAGCUCCUGACAGACACAAGGCGUUGCUUUGCCAUAGCGUCCCCUGUCUUCCUUCUAAGACUCUGGGCAGGUUCACCCCCUCCCCACAACUUCAGUGGGCUGAGUUUCCUCAGUUAUCCUUUGAAAAUGUUAAAAAUGUAUACAUAAAAAGUAGCAACACACAGAGAGUAAAUCUAAUCAGUCAGAGUCAGUUGGAGGACCACAUGGGAAUGGGGGUAAAACAAAUGUUUUGCAUGUAGUAGGCAUACAGAUUCAGUCCGCAGCAUCUCCAGUUUAAAGGGUGGUACACUCUUGCCUGAGAUGUUGGAUGGCCAGUGUGAGGGGGAAAGGGCUGGGAAAAGCCUUGGAGACCCACGGCAUGUCACUUUAGAUAAAGGGGAGGGCAGGAAAUUAUCUGAGGCCCUAUAAGUAUUUUCAGGCUCCCAACUCCCAUCAACCCUAAUGACCUAAUUAUCCCAGUGGCCUGGGAUGAUAGGAACUCAUUGAUUUACUUCUUUAUUGCAUUUAUAUCUCCCUUUUUUCUCCAUGGAGCUCAAGGUGGCUUACAUGGUUCUCCUGCUCAUUUAAUCCCCACAACACCCCUGUGAGGUAGGUUAGGCUGAGUGAAUGGCCCAAUGUCACCCAGGGAGCUUCAUAGCCAAGUGCAAAUUUGAACCCUAGUUUCCCAUGACCUAGUUCAACACACCAACAACUAUUUCACACUGGCAGUCCAAAAAUAUCUAGAAGGCUGCAAGUUUCCCCUCCCCUUGAGGCAGACAGUACUAGGCUGGUGGACCCAGUGGGUUGACCACUUGGCAGCUUUGUAGGCACACACAACUGCUUAUUGACUCCUCUAAAUGAGGACAGGAUAGGAGUAAAUGCUUGUUAAGGGUUUGCAUAAUUCAGCUAACCCUCUGUGUGAACAUAUCUUAUGUUGCAGCCUCUAUUAAGAAUUUAGGAUCUCACAGGGUUGAUGUGAACAUUUAUAUGAAAAGGAUUUUCAACUAUUUGGAACACUAAAAUGCUUAUAGAAAUAAUUAUUAACUGCUAGCAGCCUUGUACCUGGAAUUGCUCAGGAAUUCUAAGAAAUCAAAACAUCAGUGCAGUUUUGAAAGGUCCAGUUCAGUGUGCCAUCUUGAUUUCUAAUGGCUUCCCAUUGUACCCAAACAAAGAUAAAAGACGCAUCCUUGAUCUCAGGAACCAUUUUGCAAAAUUUGGUUACAGUGUCUUAAGAGGUGUCCAAAUGCAUAGCAACCAGACAAACCAUUUUCCAAAAUACCUAAUAGAUGCCAGUAUUUUAAAAAGCAAGGUAAGUUUUGCAGGAAGUGGCCACUGUAUUGGAAAUAUCCAUAUUUCAGUGCCUGGUAUCUAACAUAUAAUAUUGUCUUAAGUCUGAUUAAUUCCUCAACUGCUUAUGAGCUAAUUCCCAAUUCUGGCUACUCAGUGACUUUGAAGUUGCUGUUUACUUCCCAGAAGUACUGAUUAAGAGGGUUGGGGGUGGAAUUGUGUGUGCACACAGACACACAUGAUCACUUUCCUCUUUCCCCUUCCCAGCAGUCCACAGUGUCUUAAGACAAGACAAGACAAGACAAGAAGUCUUAAGCUUCUGGUAAAUGCACAUCCACACCAUAAUCUGAAUCAGAUCUAGAUUGCAAUACCAUCUGCAAAAAGAGUAGUCUGGAGACUGAGGACUGUGGGUGGUCUAAAUUACUGUUUAUUUCACUUAAGUUUCUAGACCUCUUUUUAUUGCCUAUCCAGAGCAGUUAACAAUCACUACAUAAAAGCAACAUAAAACUAUACUAAAGUAAUUAGUGCUUCGUUUUUAAAAAAUCGAUAGCUAAUCACAGAGAUAAAAGGAAAUUUCAUGAAAACAUCGUAAAUUUGCAAAAGAGCCUCAUAGGUUUGUCCUAAUAUAAAUAGCCUUUACGCCAAUUACUAGCUACUUACAUGCUUUGGCCUCUUUGAUAAUGUAGUCUAAUGGAUUGAGGCCACCACUGAGAAGACCCCACUGUGUGUUUACACUUGUGUGCCUGUGUGUGAGUUUAACCAAGGCCUCUUCUACUGUUUUGAAAGGAUGGAUGAGCUCACAAGGAAAGAGAAGUGCUUUCUGUGGGUCUUAUAUUGAAGCUGUAGAUAGUACCUUUCAGACUCCUAGUUAGUUCAGUAGUUCCCAAACAUCUUCCCCCAUGAACUGCUUGAAAAUUGCUGUAGUCUUGGAGGACCACUUAUUGCUCUUUCUGCCUAUUUUAGCAAUUGUACUGCAAUGUUCUUCAACCUGAAACUCUUUGUGCUUUCUUGCUGCAUGAUACAUGAGUGAGAUUGUGGUUCAGCCUGAAGUGCUACCACAGGCUUGUUGCGUAAAGCAGAGGAGGCCUCUUUGCAAAGAGAUAAUUGUGUUCUGCUCCUGGGGCUCCAGCAGCUUGUCGGUCAACGGGCCAGAUGCUGAUUUAGUCCUUGAAGCCUGCCAAUUGCAGCAGGGAUUACAUAAAUCCAAUUCUGUUUAGUAAUGUUGCAGCAAAGAUUACAUAUUAAAGAAUGAGACAUUAGAUAGACUUUCAUGUAUAGAAGCACAUUGGAAUGAGGGAGACCUGGAACUCCAAAAAGCUAGGAAUUGAAUUCCUGGGUAGCUCAGGAGCUGCCUGUGAACACCAGCUGGGUACCCAUAAUGUAUUUCAAGGGAGGAUGCACAGGAAUGCUUGCUUCUGGGCCCCUUCUCUUGUGUGCCAAAUUCUGGGCCCUCACUAUGUCUCCUGCUCUAAAUGCAAGUUGCUAUGAGACUUUGGAAGAUUUAAAAUCAAACGUCUGAAUAGCAUUAGCUCCGGCAAAGAGCUUUGGGUUCCUAUACUUGUCUAGGCUGGGGGCAUCUUUGCUGGGUACUUUCCAACUUGGUUUGGCAUUCUGUUCUCUACUGUCUGCUUGAUCACUUGGAGAAAAAUUUUCUGGCUGUAAAUGGCCUUUUGGCUGUGGAUGAAUUCAGCUUCUCAAACUGACUGUAUAUCAGAUCAUCUGUCUUACUGAUCCAGCUUUUCUAAGUGACAUGGAACGCCAAAACUGUUCUUUAAGGAGAAACUUAAAACCAGAAGAUACCAAGAACUCAAGGCAGCAUGACACACACUAGCCUAAUUCAAAAGCUACCUUUGUAUUUGUCUUCUCUCUCCUUCUCUCUGGUAGUAUGGAAACCAGAUUCAAUGCCUGAGAGAUUAGUUAGGGCUGAAUACUAUUCAUUCUCAAAUAAGCUUUGCUUAACUUCUUUCCAUGCCCAUCCUUAACUUUGCAGUUCAUAAAGACAAAGGAAAGAAGUCAAUUGCUGGUGGCUUAAAUCAAGCCCUUUUCGCUUGUUGUCCAUUUCUAAGGCCUUCAGUGUCCACACCUCUUUUGUCAUUCUGGGGAGAAAUGUGAGCUGCGAAAGGGGGAAGCUGAUGACGUCAAUCAGAGAUUACUCUCAUCACCUCUGCCCCCUGCCUCGCCCUUGGAGGCUUCUUCUUUUUCUUUUUUUUACCCUGGGAGCAAAAUCCACCCCAGGGAUCCUUCCAGCACAUUGAAGGUGUGCCUGGGCAUGUUUUGACUGCAUUGUACUCUCUGACCUGAGAUGCUGUAUGUGGCUCCUGCUCUGCCAAAAGUCAGUGGCAUCUACAACCCAAGGGAGAGGUGGCAGGAGUCCAAACUAUUGGAAGUAAAACGCAGAUAGUGUAGGAAGCUUCUCCUUUUAGCACAUCGGGCAAUUGACCACCUAGCCUCACACUAUUUAUUCCAGCUGCAAGUAUCUGUCCACUAUUAUUGCUAUUAUUUAGAUUUCUUACCUGCCCUUCACCAUAAGGUCCCAGGAUGGGCUGCAGCAAUGUAAAAUAUAGUUAAAAACAACUUUGAAUCAGAAGUAUAGGGUGGGCCCUAAAACAUUUAUUUAUUGAAUUUAUAUAUCUUCCUUCUAAGGGUGCCCAGGGAGACAAACAUACACACAAGCGAUAAAAGACCAAAUAUCAAUUUGAGUACAAAUGCAGACAGACAGAUAGAUAGAUAAUCAGAUGUUGAAGGCCUGUAUAAAGAGGUACAUUUUCAACAAUGACAAAAGCUGUAUAAUGAAGGCAGACACAUCUAUGUGAGGAGGGAAUUCAAUAGCUAUGGGGCUGUCCUAGAGAAUGCUUUCUUCCGGCCUGCCACUAUCCAUGUCGGGGUCAGGUAAAGGGUUUUUGUUUUAACCAAAGAUGCCAGCAGGGAUUAAACCUGGGACUUCUUGCAUGUAAAACAUGUGCUCAUUCCUUGCAUCUGUGGAACCAGAAAGCACCGUAGUAAUCAUAGCGAUUCUAGCUUUGCUCAUCCUGGCAACCCUGCAUCCCACUCUUUAACUCUUCACCAACCUGGUGGUUCCCACAGUUGUUCUGGACCAGAGCAGAUGGGUGUCCUUGGGUGGAAAAAUGGCUGUUAAUAUCAGAGGUACAGUUUAAAAAAAUCAGAUGGGUCUUAAGUGGUGCUGAAAAACAUUGCAUUUGUUUUCUUUUAUUAUUUUAUCUUACAUUUAUAUCAAAGAAUACUCAAGGCUGCACAUGAUUAAAAUACAAAUACAGUACUGUAAAUCUCCAGGCACCUGAUGUGUGCUUAAGGGACGAACAUUAAUGCAUUUCCUGACCAUGGAUAGAAGGAGUAAAAUCCGCGGACCUCUUGCUUGCCAGUACUAGGCUUCCAGGUUCUUGGAUGGCCAGGGCCUUAAUUUUCCAAGCAUGUUUAAGGAAACUGGAUGGAAUUAUUGAGGCUUCCCAUAGUGGAGAUGGGACAUUAAGGCUGCAAUCCAACUACACUUACCUGAAAGCAAGUCCCAUUGAAUUCAUAAGGACUUACUUCUGAGUAGAUAAGUAUAGGAUUCAACCGAGUGCAAUCCUUUGCAUGUCUACUUGGAUAUUAUUCCCACUGAGUUCAGUGGGACAUGCCUUGGGUUGUCAGUUGUGUAUAUGCUGAGGAAGAGAAGCUGGUGUGUUUUUCUUGCUGCUUUUCGUUUUCAUAAUUCCUAUGUUGUUGUUCUUUGCAGCAUCCAGGUGGAGAGGAGGUUCUGCUUGAACAAGCUGGUAGAGAUGCCACUGAGAACUUUGAAGAUGUUGGCCACUCUAUGGAUGCCCGAGAGAUGCUUGACCAAUACCUUAUAGGAGAGGUUCAUCCGGUGAGGUCCUAGUAUGGGGGGGAAAUUGGGAAUGUUUGUAGCUUUUAUUUAAUAAGAAUAUCCACCUUUGGGUACAGGCUGUGGAGCUCCAGAGAGAAGGUUAGGCACAAACUAUUCUUUGCCUCUUUUGUCAAAGAGCUUGUUGUGGGUUUGGGUGGGGGAGCUGAUUAAUGUAGCAGCAUGUGCUCUCAAAUGACUUGAACUCAGCCUUUGCUCGCCUCCUGCCCUCCAGUUUUGGACUACAACUCCCAUAAGCCCCAGCCAGCACAACUGUGUUGGAGUAGAUAGUAUGACCAUGCAAGCUGGGGCUGGUGGGAGUUGUCAUCCAAAACAACUAGAGAGUACCAGUUUGGCAAGACAGCUCUAAUGUCCUGGUUUUAUUAAAUAAGAACUUUGCUCCCAGUUCAUUUCUGGGAGUGAGAAGUGAAGGAUGCCAGGUACCUCACGUGGCUUGGGCUCUUUCUUGCAUGCCAGAAAUAUUUUUUUCCAGGAGCUUAACAUCCUUUCUCUUCUUUCUCUUCCUUUUCUUCUCUCAACAGUGUGACCGUAAUCCUAAUGCCUCCAAGGUAAGUCACUAUCCUGGUGAUCUCCCCUACCUCCCUUUAUUCUAGCAUUUUGGGGCACUUGAAAAUGUGCAGUGAGAACGGGCAUGUUGAAUGCACCUACUCCUCGGUGAGCAGAGCUCACCUCACUUUGGCUUCAGCAGUGGUAAAACAGCUGAACAUAGUUAGGGUGCUGCAAUGAGAGCUGCCCUGUUGCACUAGGAGUGUUUGGUCGGUUUCUGCCCUUAAUUGGUCAGCAUGGGGAUGGGGGUGCUGUCUGUGGGCCUUUUCCUCUAGAGAGCCCAAGGCCACUGGUGUUCUGGCUGCAGGUCUUGUGUUCUGCCUCUCACGUCCUCUCUUUCUACCUUGGGGCUUCAGUUCAAUGAAGAACUCUCCUUCCGCAGUGGUUCUGUGCCAUGCUGCCUUCAAACGUGACUAUAAAAUUGUCUGUAGUACAGUACAGGCAGAUCAAUGCCUAUCUGUGUUCAGAGGUGAUAUUCCUGAGAGUAAAAGUUGCCGGGGAAGUUGAAUAAGAAUGGAUUGUUGGUCUUACUAGGGUUGUUGUUAGGUCUUUAAAGGAUGUGGAAUGAAAAUGUGCAUAUGCUAAUUUAUAUGUGUAGGUGUCUCUGGGCAGUGUGUGUGUUAAGUUUUUUAAAUGACUGAAGGAAGCAGAAGAUUUGGGGCCUGGUGCAAAAGGCCUGGUGCUUAGUCCCUCUGGGCUACCAACUCCCUUGCCCUCCCUUGAGAACUUCUUGAUGGGACAUAUGGUUGGCCACUAUAGGAAAGAGUCUGCUGGGCCCCCUUCAGCCUGAUCCAGCAGUAGCUGCAGGGCUCUUCUUACUUCCCUCACAAGAUAUUCAGUUCUGGGUUAAAGGUCCUGGGUUUCAGGACUGUUUACCUUUGCUGGAGGAGAGAGGAUUUCCUUGUUCUGCACACAGCAGCUUUCAAUUGUAGCUGGUUGAGUGGGUGGGGCUGAAAGCACUCUAGGUAUGGAACACAUCGGAAUACCUGAGCAGCCCCUUCCCAGCAAGUCUACCCGGGAGCUGACCUGUCAAACUCUGUGUUGCAGUUGUUGGGAGAAUUCUGAGCCUGUCAUUGAAGAGCAGUUCCCACGAUUGGAGAGCAGCAGUGGGAGCCAUCCGCUGGCUAUGUAAACACAGCCAUUGUGGGUUGCCCAAGUCCCACUGUGUGGUGCCCAGCAGUUCAAUCAUUUAUGAUGAAAGGAUUAUAACAUUUCUCCUACCUAACUCGAAGCCCAUUCUGUGUAUUAUCCUCUCUCUCUCGUCAUGCUCCCUGACUUGUGUCAACAAAGGCUUGGGGUGAGCAUGAGGUCCCAGCCAACAACUUGUUGAAUUUGUCCUGAGAAUUUAAGCAUUUGAUUCUGUGCUACACUUUGCCCAGAGAUGUGCCCAUUUGCCACCAGGGAGCAACCUCAGGUUAUUCACAGAAGACCUAAGUAGCUUCUCUGCUGCCUUGCUUCUUGGUCCAGAGUUGGAAAUGACUUUAUAUGGGAAACACCCACUCCCUGUCCUUCAUGUGUUGUGUUAGUGUCUUGGGAAGCUGUAAAGUCAAUACCUUUCUGUGAUUUAUGAUACCUGGGCGAGAAAAAGAGUCUUCACAAUGUUUUUCCUACAAACAUAAAAACACAUUGCAGUAGUUUCAUUUAUAGAACCACCCAGAUUUAAAGUUUCAGAGUGACUGGUGCACAAGGAAAUAUGUGGUGUGUGUGUUAGCUAGAUGAGCGUGGCUAGUUUGGUUACUGCAGUUUGAUGCAAGCAAACAUGACAGUUACUGGGUUUCUGGGUUUUCUACGUAUGGGUCCCCAUUUUGGAAAAAACAACAACAGGAAAAAAACAAAAUGCUACGGGCAUGCAAACAUGUUUAUACUUUUUUUUCAUAAGAAGAAUGCCAGGCAAACUUUUGUGGCAGGAACAUUGUAAAGAAAGAAAAAGUGAGUCCCACUUAAAUCUUGUCUAAGUGUCACUCCUUUCUGACAAGUGAGGGUUUUUUUUCCUGAGGAGAGGCAUAGAGUAGUGUGGGUGGCCUCAGCCCUGUCCCUAGAACAAAGCCCUGGUUGGCCCAUCUGAAGAAAUGUGCCCAGGCAUACCCUAUUAUUUGGAAAUGACUUCUGUCUGCUCUGCAGUGUCUAAUGGCUUACUUGAAUCAAUUACUAAAAGAAGGGUUUAGACACUGAGGAAGAAGCUGAUGAUGUUUCUGGUCCUCUGCCUUUACACUGAUUCCCCCAUCUACACUUUACAUGCCCUGAAAGGGAGUCCUGUUUUCCCCUUUCAGGAUCCUGAUGGCAUGGUUUGCAUCAUAAUUUUCUGGACUGUUUACAUAGGAGACCAUGGUCCUUUUGUAGCAGAGCCAACAAAUGAGUGCUAGCCCUUUGCAUAUAUGUCAUAUUUAAAUGGCCCCUGUGUUUUCUGUCUCCUUUGCCUCUGCAGAACUUGAGGUACCCCUCUCCCCUCUGCUCCUCAAGCCUUUGAGCCUGUUUUGUGUCUUUUCUUCCUCUGCCAGGCCUAACCAAAGGGGUUGCUUUUGCUUGCUCACCGCCUCUUCUUCUUCCCUAGCUGCUUCUUCAGUGUUGGUUUUCUGCAUACUCAGCAAAAGCAACUUGUGUGAGUCUCAAAAGCUAAUGAAAUCUUCUGUAGGGGGAAACUCAAUGGGUUUAGUAGUGUUUACUCCUGCUUUUUCCUUUUUAAAAAAUAAAUAAAAUUAUCAUGGCUAAAGAAGGGAAAUGGUCCCUUCACCUGGGGGCCAAUGCAGGCAUUGCCUCUUCCAGUGGUAAGGAGACAUGGAGGAAGGGCCUUCAUAGCCAUAGAGAGUGGGAGUUUGAUCCAGGCAUAGAUAGUGGUAUUGGCAGGAGCUGGAACAGAGCACCGGGAGCUCACCCCCUUGAGCAGGUUCGAACCACUGACCUUUUGAUCGGCAAGCUAAAGAGGCUCAGUGGUUUAGACCACAGUGCCACCCACUCAAAAGUAUGCUAUACUCAAAAGUAUGCUAUGCUCAAAAGCACACCAGUGUGAAUAGAUAAAUAGGUACUGCUAUGGUGGGCAGGUAAACAGCAUUUCCAUGCACUCUGGCACUUGUCACAGUGUCCCGUUGCUCCAGAAGUCAUGCUGGCCAUAUGACCUGGAAAGCUGUCUGUGGAAAACGGUGGCUCUCUUAGUGUGCAGCAAGAUGAGCGCCACACCCCAUAGUUGCCUUUGACUAGACUUAACCAUCCAGGGGUCCUUUACCUCCCCCCCCCCCCCACAAUAGUGGCAUGGCAGGAGGUGGCUUGGUGUGAGGAAAAGGGAACAAAAAGAGAUAAACGGCCCACAGUAAAUCAGCUCAUACAAAAUGGGCAGACUAGGAAUAUGGUGAAGUGGAGGGAGAGAGCUGAUUGGGGUAGAGAGAAGGGGGCUUUUACAAUUGCAACAAUUGGAGAGGGCCUUCAAUACUGAGGGCUAUAGUGCUUUCUUCACAGAAAGCCUUUGAUUGGAUUGACUUGCUAUAGACUUGGAUCUUUUCUUAAGACUUCUCUGUUUGUGCUGUCUCUCUCUCUGCUGAUGUCAUUGUCUGUCAUGAGUAGCCACCAAAAAAUGUGGCUAUUUCUAAAUUGCCCUUACUGGAACAGCACCCUUCCCGCUCAUGGAUUGGGUUUCUUUGGUGGUGCGGCAAGUUUCUGUUUGCGAAAGGCUUUUCUUGGUUUCCAAAGCAGACCUCUCUGACUUACAGGGGCACCUCAGACGGUCUGCUGCAUUGUCCUUCCAGCUUCAUGUCUCAGCCUGUGGAAUUCAGCUCAGUGUUGUUGGUCCUUAAGUCUCUUAGCAUCUCUUCUCAACUUUCCACAGGUUCUUAGCUUUUCACCACAAAUGCAACUGUCUUCUUGCCACUACCUCUGAAAUAUAGCAUUGCUUAAUCUGUAGGUUGAAUGCAGAUUAGUGGAUUUCUCUUGGGCAUCUCUUUUUACACUUUAUGUUGGGCUAUUUUAUAGGGGGGAAAUGAUGGGAAGACUCUUUGUCAUAUAGUCCCCCUGAAAGUAGCUAUCCAUAAUUUCUGUACUGAACAAUCUCUUUGAUCAACAGAAGUAGGGCAACUCCUAGAGGCAGGUAAAAAUUCCUUGUUCUGGCAGUAGUACUUCCAUCUUUGAUAUCUGCUCUGAUAUUCUGUAUUUCAGCCUUCCCCAUCCUGAUGUCCUCUAGAUAUUUUGGACUACAAUCGACAUCAUUCCUAGCUAGCACAGUUGGUUGCUAUAUGCUGUAAUACUGAGAGAGUGUGUGUGGGGGGGGGAAUUCUCCCAGUCUUCUUGUAGCCUUCCCUUUUUCAAUAACCUUUACAUGUAGAAACAAACAGCAGUCAUAUAACCUACUACAUAGUACAAUACUGCAAGCAAAUUGCUUCUGUGCUUGGUGUCUUAGACUCACAACAUUUUUCAUGGUCAGUAUAUUUAUUUGCACUGCCACAGGCCACUGUAAUUUUAACAAGUUAAAAACAAGGUUCUGUUUCUGUAGAAACUUAAUAAGUUCAGACAGAAUUGGGCAAUGUUUAUUGAAGAUAGGUAUAAGGCACAUUCUUGACAUGAUCCAAAAUAUUUAUUAGAGAUGACAUAAUAUAUACCAUUAUUUUUAAUGUAAUACUUGCAAUUUCUUUAUUUUUUCUUAACUUUUCUUUGUAAAUACAUAUGGUUUUCUAAAGGUGAAUACAAAUUAUAAAUAAAUUAAGAACAAGUAUUUGAUAGUCACUUCUUGCCAUACAAUCCCUCUUGGCUUGUGCCUGCAUCCUCCAAGGGGAGUUGGAUAAGAUUCUCCUCUCCCCUGGGCUUUUUUGCCCCAUCCCAGUUUCUUAUCUUUGCUACAAGAAGCGAAGAGGUCUCCUGUCCUAGAUCUGCCAAACACGAGGUACAAGAGAGAAUGCCAGCCACUCUUUGUGGUCAAGCUGUUUGCAUUGGGUGCACAGAAAGGCUACUUGAACUUGGUAAAGCAAAGAAGUUAUAUUAUUUCAGCAAGCACCCUUUAGCAUUGCAGCUCAGAGCUCAAGCGACAGAUUGGAGACACAUGGGAUGGGUGCCAAAGGAAGGCUUAGGGCUGGCGCUGGUGCUGGGAGUGUUAAAUGGAAUCUCAUUAAGGAGUUAUGUGCAUGUUUAACAAUUGGCUUCUCUUCAUGCUUGGCUAGGAGAUUUGGCCGGUGAACAGCACUGCUUUAGACAGCCCUUUUCACAAUGAUGCUGCUGUCACUUGGCAUUUGCAGCUUUGCAAUAAGGGAACUAUUCACAUCUUAAAGGCAAAGGCACCUUUUUGUAACUUCCCUCCAUUGCAUGGAGAGGCAAUUGCUCAAGCUGGCUUUUCAUGAUGUCUCAUUUUGAAUUGAGGCCAAGUGUUGUGCUUGUAAUGAAGAGUCCAUGUGUGGCUGCUGGGUGUGAGGCUAAGCCAGUAUGUGGAAUGUGUCUUAAGGACACCAAGCUGUGUACUUGACAUAGAGUUGCUGUUAAGACAUGUCUGGAUGGUGAACAGUGGGGAACUCAAAAUUCAGGCCAACAAGCAAGGGCAAAAAAGCAGCACAACACAUGGCUUGUAUUGUUAUGGGAAGUCUCUGCUUGGUGACUGAGCCAUGGAGUCAUGGAGAGGAACCUUAUUGAUCACAGCAGCAAAGAAGAAAGCAAAGGAACACACAGCAACUGGCAAACAGUGACUGUCUAAGACAGGCAUCCCCAACCUUCGGCCCUCCAGAUGUUUUGGCCUACAACUCCCUUGAUCCCUAGCUAACAGGACCAGUGGUCAGGGAUGAUGGGAAUUGUAGUCCAAAACAUCUGGAGGGCCAAAGGUUGGGGAUGCCUGAAGAGCUUCCCUAUGAAAAGUGCCCAAGUACUUAUAGAACAUGGAAGAGGGACUGAAGAGAAACUAAAUGUGUGCCCAGACAUAGUUGUUGGGAAGAAUGGAACAUGUUGAGAGAGUAAAUGAAUAUGUGAAGAACCGGGGCAGAGAAUGAAGAUCCAAAAAACAAUCCUCCCAUUCGUUCCCUCUUCCAGGGUCAUCUCAAUGCUAUUACCCACCUUUGCUCAAAUUGGACUGGUCAUAUGUCACAGUAAACAACAAACCAUGGUAUAUUGUAAAUGAGCAGAAAGCUGGUGCAGGCUGCUUAAUCACUCCCACUUUACUCCAACCUGGCUAGCACAGAAACAAACAAACCAGAAGGCUUGGCGUUACAUGCAAACUGAGGCAUGUGGUUUGUUUAGAAAGUGGGGGGGGGGGACCCUAAGUCAAGCCUGGUGGUUUAUUUGUCCAGGCAGGCCAUGCUAAAUAUUCAUAGCAAGCCAUAACCCAUAGGUUGCCAUGACAUGUGAACCAGACCAUUUCGUAACCUAUAAUUUCAGCUUGCAUGUUUUAUAAAAUGUAUACAAAAUGUGUGCUUGUUUUGUCUUCUCAGGUUCCAAACAAGUCUCCCUCGAAAGAAUCAAGGUAUGGUAUUCUGCUCUGCCAACAGAGUAAACAAACAAGCUUUCUCUAAGUCAGCCUGGUUUCUAAAUAGAUCUAUGGUGCUUCAACAUUUGUAUGGAUCAGCGUCCUGCACCAGCAUCUUAAUCAUGCAUCAUUCUAGGCUUUGUUGUUACAUACUAUGAUCUGUGGAAUGACCAUCUAAAUUAGUCCUAUAAACAUUUUAUUUUUACAUAUCUGUAAAUGAGAUAAAUCUACCCACCUUUGACUGAGGCCAGUUCCUAAUCUUGUGCCAUCUUUGCUGCUCCUGUGUUGUAUGAGAUUCCUUACUCAGCCAUGAUAAUGUAUUUAACUGGUAGCCACAUGCAGGCUGAAACUAGUGGAAAGUUCUGAAGCAACCAUACUUAUUGGGUUGGAAUGAACUGCCUUAGGUUUUUAUCUGUACCUAUAAAUGAAUGGAUAGAAUUGUUAAGACUUUGCUCACAGAACUAUGACAGAAAAAGAUUCUAGAAAAGAAUUCUCCUGUUUUAAGUGCAUUUAACAUAAAUGUAACUUUAUACCCCCCCUCUUGCCUUUUUCCUCAGUUUCUGGACAGUUUGGCUGAUCCCUGUUUUGGGAGCCAUAGUCUUGGGAUUGAUGUAUCGCUACUACGUGAUGGAUGGGAAAUCCUCCUGAUUUGACCUUGCUGAAGCUUUAGGACUGGAAACCAUGCCUUGCCACUGAAAAUGGUGGGGUCUUACUAAAUUCUGAUGAACACCUAGAUGUUGUCCUUCACUUGUAUCAGUCAGUCCAGCAGCCCUGGUGUCUGCAAAGCCAAGCGGGAAUUUGGUGGGGCCCACUGUUAUCUUUCUUGUAACUGCAGAAACAGCAACUUCCUGCCAUUCCAUGGCAUGGCAUUUCUGUCACCAUUGACCAUGAGUCACUUUUCAUCCAGCAGCUUCUGGUUCGUCGUGAUGGUGCCUCUGAUCCAUGCCAGCCUGUCCCAUUAAGUACCAGCAGAAUGAGAUGGCAUGCUGUCAACAUUCCUCUUUAGCAGGAGACCAGCAAGAGAAAUGGCUCCACCAGCACAGCGCAGACUGGGAACGGCGGCACACCUGCCUCUUUUCGGGUGUUUUCCUUCAGCUUCUUUCCGUACAUGGUUUUUGAAACGGUUAAAUGGGUACAUUUUUGUUUCAGUCUUCUGGUUUACAUAGUCCUAACUGUCUGCCUUUUUAAUCUGCCUGAUCUGUAAUAAAGGACUCUCCAGUUACUCUGGUCAGCGGCCUUGUUUUCCUGACUGAUUCUGCUACCUCUGGCAAAGCUGGAACUGGCCAUCACUUGCCUGCCCUUCUGCUUCUGCUCUUAAUGCCCUAUUUGAGCGUAGAACUCCAAGAAGCUGCUGUGGUACGAAGCUUGUGGCCUUUUCGCCAACUUUGUACCAGAAAAGCUUGCUAUGUUCUAAGUGCAAGCAAGUUGGUAUCAACACUGAGGGAGAGAAGGAAGCUGAAGGAAAUUGUGCCUCUAGGGUUGAAACAAGAGAUGAGGAUACCUUUUAGGUUUGUGCUUUUUCAUUUGCUCUGAAGCCUGAAACAAUGCAAGCAAGUAGCACAAGACAGGCAUUGUGCUGGGAUAAUUCCCUUCCUUCUCACAUACUCCCCCUAAUUUUGCCUUAAGUGUGUUAAGGGGAAGGACAGCCAUGAAGCUAAAGUUAUCCACUAAGAUAAUUUUGAUGUUGCCUUUCUUCAUGGGAGGUCAAGGACUAUAGCUUCUUAAAGGAAAUUUUGGCAUCAUAAGUAACAUCUAGUGUAAAACUGGUGGCUUGUCUUGAGAUUGCAGUUUUCUGUUGGAUAACUUUGGGGGUUUAGAGUAGUUCAUUUAUGGCUCUGAACCCCUCAGGCCUGAGCACUGAAUAAACCCAGUUCUUAGUAUAAUCUUCAGUUACAUAUCUUGACAGUUUGAAACUAACCCUCCAGGGUUUUUCUCUUGUCUGUUACUAGGCUGUCCACAGUCCUCACCGGUUUGACUGUUUGCUGAGAUCAAGGCUGUUUUUGCUAAGGUCAGGUGACUUACACUGUUUUGGAAAGAGUCUCGUAAGCAGAUAUGCAUAAUCAUGUUUCUUUAAAAUUAGUUUUCUAGCAAUGUUUGGUCAACAGUUUUUUGCCUACAUAUAUAUCUGAGAGCACAUAAAAGCCUUAAAACCAUCAAUGCAAAAAGAAGAAAAAAUGCAGCCAGCAGUUAAAUUGGUUCUAUGGGCGAUUCUCUGAAGACUGGCUGACAGGCUUGUGUCUGUUCUUGUGUCUGUUGAAUUUAGAUGAUAAGGGAGCUAGAUAUAUGCAUGUAUCUCAGUUCUCCCUCGCUGUAAAUCCAAGGUUCAGAUCUUGUUGUCUUGGAAACUAAUCUGUCUGGAAUAGCAGUUAUGAUGGUAAACACUCAAGAAGCUGUCUGGUUCUGAGGAGGGGGUUGGAGUGCAGACAUUCUACAUGUUCACGGUUCCUUUCUUAAAACCCUGAGCCUGUGUUAAAAGUUGUCAUUGACUAUGUUAGUUGAACUUGCUGUUGCUGUUGCACCAGCAUCUUAGAAAUUAAUUUUUUCAUUUCCCAAAGGUGAUCCCGAAGACAAUUAUAAAUCUGGUUGAAUUU